Aspergillus fumigatus Af293 is the source of this 1905-nucleotide messenger RNA. The record is from RefSeq and is a predicted model, not a curated record. NCBI's taxonomy places the organism in Eukaryota, Fungi, Ascomycota, Eurotiomycetes, Eurotiales, Aspergillaceae.
AUGCCCUCUGGUGACAUUCCACCCAGCAUGGCUUCGCUGCCGUAUCGUUCAUCUAGGCAGCCCUCCAGGCAGUCUUCUCGACAGGCUUCAAUGGACACUCGAGACGACAUUCAGAUCCACCAGGAUCAUUACAUCGGAAUAGAUGUUGGCACUGGUAGUGCCCGCGCUUGUAUUAUUGAUGCAAAAGGCAAUAUUGUUGGAUUAGCUUCCGAGAAUAUUGGUCUCUGGCAGCCCCAACAGGGAUACUAUCGCGCUAUCAGCCAGCAUAACAUCGACCCGACUACUAUCCGCGGAAUUGGGUUCGACGCGACGUGCUCACUGGCCGUUUUCUCCACGGUUACAGACGAGCCCGUAUCUGUCACCGGGCCGAACUUUGAUUCUGACCGCAACGUGAUCCUUUGGCUGGACCAUCGGCCAGUAAAAGAAACGGAAAAGAUCAAUGCUACCAAGCACAACUUGCUGCGAUAUGUCGGAGGAAAGAUGUCGAUUGAGAUGGAAAUUCCCAAGGUUCUGUGGCUAAAGAACAAUAUGCCAAAGGAGCUAUUUGACCAGUGCAAAUUCUACGACUUGGCCGAUGCUCUGACGCAUAUUGCUACCGGUAAUGAAAAGCGAAGCUUCUGUAGCGUGGUCUGCAAGCAAGGAUACGUGCCCGUUGGUGUCGACGGGAGUGUGAAGGGUUGGCAGGAGGAUUUUCUCACCGCAAUCGGUCUGGAGGAUCUUAUGGAGGACAAUUUCAAGCGCAUGGGAGGUGUUGACGGGGUGGUGAGCCUUUUCUUUCUCUCAUCCAAUCCCGAGACAAACGAUCUAUUUUCAGCGUUCUUGAAGGCUGACUCGUUUCAGAAUGGCGACUACCUCAGCGCGGGCGAAUUAGUCGGAACAUUGUGCGAAAAAGCAGCGUCCGAGCUGGGGCUGCCGCCUGGUAUCGCCAUCGGCAGUGGUGUUAUCGAUGCAUACGCUGGGUGGAUAGGCACCGUUGGCGCCAAAGUCGAAUUAGAGGACGAACAACUGAGCUCUGAAGUUGCCAAGAACGACAAGGCACAGGCCUUCUCACGCCUGGCUGCUGUCGCUGGCACCUCAACUUGCCAUAUUGCCAUGUCGCCGAACCCUGUUUUUGUUCCUGGCGUCUGGGGACCGUACCGUGACACGAUCCAGCCUGGGUAUUGGAUGGCGGAGGGUGGACAGUCUGCCACAGGUGAGUUGCUCAAGUAUGUGAUCGAGACUCACCCAGCCUUCAACCAGGCGAUCUCAAUUGCCGAGUCGUACAAUACAAAUAUCUACGAAUAUUUGAACGAACAUUUGAAAGAGAUGGCUCAGGAACAGAAGGCCCCCAGCGUCUCAUACCUGGGUCGCCAUGUAUUCUUCUAUGGUGAUCUCUGGGGCAACCGGUCGCCCAUCGCAGAACCCAACAUGAAGGGUUCUAUUAUCGGCAUGGCCAAUGACAAAACUGUCGAUGGCCUUGCGAUCUAUUACUAUGCAACCCUGGAGUUCAUUGCACUUCAAACGAGGCAGAUCGUCGAGACGAUGAAUAAAGCCGGUCAUAGCAUCACAUCCAUCUUCAUGUCCGGAUCUCAGUGUCAAAAUGAUGUAUUAGUACGGCUCAUUGCAUCAGCCUGCGACAUGCCAGUCCUUAUCCCUCGUUAUAUUCAUGCUGCAGUUUGCCACGGUGCCGCAAUGCUGGGAGCCAAGGCCGCAAGUGCCGACGCCGAAGGCAAAACAGAAGACCUGUGGGAGAUCAUGGAUCGUAUGAGUAAACCGGGAAAGAAGGUCGUGCCGACAGAAGACAAGAAUGAGAAAGCUUUGCUCAACGUCAAGUACAAGGUCUUCCUGGAACAGUGCUACAAGCAGCUCGAAUAUCGAAAGUUGGUUGAUGAGACCGUGAGCUCGUGGAAGACUGGUGACACAUGA